AUGGCAUCAUUCAGGUUUUGCGCAGAAUGUAACAAUAUGUUGUACCCAAGAGAAGAUAAAGAAGAUCAAAGAUUAUUAUAUGCAUGUAGAAAUUGUGGUUAUACAGAAUUAGCAGAAAAUCCAAAAGUUUAUAGACAUGAAUUAAUUACAAAUAUUGGAGCUACUGCUGGUGUAGUUGAAGAUAUUGGACAAGAUCCAACAUUACCUAGAAGUGAUAAAGAAUGUACUAGAUGUGGGAAUAGAGAUUGUGUGUUUUUUCAAAGUCAACAAAAGAGGAAAGAUACUAGUAUGAUACUAUUUUUUGUUUGUUUGGAAUGUAAAAAUGUAUUUCAAGCUUAA
Molecule: messenger RNA, 339 nt
Organism: Lodderomyces jiufengensis
Lineage: Eukaryota; Fungi; Ascomycota; Pichiomycetes; Serinales; Debaryomycetaceae
Product: DNA-directed RNA polymerase II core subunit
Exons: 1
Coding region: 1-339 (112 amino acids)
Biological process (GO): maintenance of transcriptional fidelity during transcription elongation by RNA polymerase II; transcription initiation at RNA polymerase II promoter; transcription-coupled nucleotide-excision repair
Cellular component (GO): RNA polymerase II, core complex
Molecular function (GO): DNA-directed RNA polymerase activity; zinc ion binding; nucleic acid binding
Source: RefSeq, a predicted model, not a curated record